AUGUCGGAAUACGGAAAUAUUCCAUACCCAAUAAAAGAUCUUGAUAGCUUCACGUUAUCCGAGGAGACAAGGCCAACUUAUGAUAAGUUAAAUACGCAACAGGGGAAGGUAAACCUUCAACACAAUAGCGCUGGGCAAAUCAAGUCGGAUAAAACACUGCCGAAACUGAGCAAUUUGAAAGACAAAUUCAAGAUAAGGAAUAAUAAAUAUCUACGAAGUGCUUCUUCACCGGAGAAAGAAGAACGAGAUAAACAGCAAAAUACAAUUGUUAUAGUGACUGAUGAUGAAGAACCGGAGAAACAAACUGUGCAACAAGACAUUUACCAGGAGUAUAUACCGAGCCGAAUUCAUACCACCGGGCGCGAAAGUUCCAAGCACAGGAAAAUUAAGUUAACCAAUCGAAGAUCUGCCAAUCCUCAGAGACAAUCUGAAUCAAUAGGGACAAUUGUUACUCAAUCAACUCCAAUUCCAGUAUCAAGCAACAUCGAUCAACCUUCGAUAUUAAACACAUUUAGUAGCAGUCUCAAAUCUGUAUUUGAUUAUGUGGAUACUGUCAUUGAUGUAAGGUUCCCAUUGCUGAUAUCAUAUCGAAGGCACGUAAAAAUCAUGUUAAUUGUAAUAUUUAUACUUCAGGUCAACUGGUAUAUCGAGCUACUCAUCAUUUUGAUUGCAAGAAGUGUAUAUCAAUGA
Molecule: messenger RNA, 690 nt
Organism: Kluyveromyces lactis
Lineage: Eukaryota; Fungi; Ascomycota; Saccharomycetes; Saccharomycetales; Saccharomycetaceae
Exons: 1
Coding region: 1-690 (229 amino acids)
Source: RefSeq, a predicted model, not a curated record